Molecule: messenger RNA, 2823 nt
Organism: Acinonyx jubatus (cheetah)
Lineage: Eukaryota; Metazoa; Chordata; Mammalia; Carnivora; Felidae
Gene: CB3H14orf93
Product: chromosome B3 C14orf93 homolog
Exons: 7
Coding region: 566-2185 (539 amino acids)
Source: RefSeq, a predicted model, not a curated record
GCCGCCGGCGGCGACCAAUCCGGGAGGGCGUCCGGGGAGGGGCGGAGCUUACCGGCUCGGGCGCCGCGAGUCCUCCUUUUUGCACACACACGAAUACAAAGAGCCAUACGACCUUCGGAAUCUUGUGGGUCCUUUUGAGUCCCUGCUCUGUUCCUUAGGUCGGAGUGGUGGCGGGUUCCAUGCUUGGGUGCAGGAAGAAUGCCUUCUACUCCAUGAAACUCUGUUCAUCAGGAAGGCCUGUGUAGGCACCACACUUUUGGCCACGGGUGAGUGGGACACCCAGCGAGUUGUGCUAGGAGAGCACAGGAUCUGCAGGUAGAAGAAGGCAUCUCUCCUCCCCAGGCCGAGGACAGGUAGCCAUGGACUGUGUGCUCCCUCACGGCUUGCCUGCUCCUCCUUCACAGAAUCCACCGCCUGGUGCCCAGGCUCCUCUGGUCACCCUCCAUGACAAAGGAAAGUGAAUGCAAAGAGGCCAGAGCUUCCUACCAACUGGAGUCCAGUGACUGGGGACGCCUUUUGGAGCAGUCCGGCAGUGUGACCGAAGUUGUUCCCGCUGCGGUCAACCAUGUCCUUCAGUGCCACCAUUCUCUUCUCCCCUCCUGGUGGCAGUGAGGCCAGAUGUUGCUGCUGCGCCUGUAAGAGCGAGACUAGUGGGGGCAGCACAAGCUCUCAGGGCGGGAACCCUCCUCCCAGCACCCCUAUCACAGUGACCGGACAUGGCCUGGCGGUUCAGAGUUCAGAGCAGCUCCUUCAUAUUAUCUACCAGCGCGUGGAGAAGGCAGUGGGCCUGGCUGAGGCUGCUCUGGGGCUCGCCAGGGCCAACAACGAAUUACUAAAAUGUCUCCAGGAGGAGGUGGGUGAGCUGAGGCAGGGGAAAGCCUCCGCCCCUGAGGAAGAUGGGGACGGCAGGGCCCAGGGCUCCCCACCUGAGGAGGCUGGGCCUCUCAAAGAGAGCCCCGGGGAAGCCUGCAAGGCCGCAUCUGCCGCAGAGGAGGAGUGUGACAGCGUGGGCAGCGGCAUGCAGGUGGUGAUUGAGGAGCUGUGGCAGGUGGGAGCCGCGUCGGCUGUGGGUCCCGGGCCUUUGGGCUUCCCGGCCGGCCAGAGAGACACGCGGCUCCCCGGAUGCACCCUGGCUGCCAGCGAGGCGGCCCCGAUGCUCAAUCCCCUGGUGGAUGAUUAUGUGGCCUCUGAGGGUGCAGUACAGCGGGUGCUGGUCCCUGCUUAUGCCAAGCAACUCUCACCAGCCACACAACUGGCUAUCCAGCGGGCAACCUCAGAGACAGGGCCAGAAAAUGGAACCAAGCUGCCACCGCCCCGCCCUGAGGACAUGCUCAGUGCUGCAGCUGCGCUGGACGGUGCCUUGGAAGAGUCAGGCCCUGGGGGAACAGGGGAGCUGAGACACUCUCUAGGGUUUACUGCUUCCCCAUGCAGGACCAGAGGGAGUGGGCAGAAGAACUCCAGGCGCAAGCGGGAUCUGGUACUCUCCAAAUUGGUCCACAAUGUGCAUAACCACAUCACCAACGACAAGAGAUUCAAUGGGUCUGAAAGCAUCAAGUCCUCUUGGAAUAUUUCAGUAGUGAAGUUCCUUCUGGAAAAGCUCAAGCAGGAGCUGGUGACCAGUCCCCACAAUUACACUGAUAAGGAGCUGAAAGGAGCCUGUGUAGCCUACUUCCUUACUAAGAGGCGUGAGUAUCGCAAUUCCCUGAACCCCUUUAAAGGCCUGAAGGAAAAAGAGGAGAAGAAGCUUCGAAGUCGCAGAUACCGGCUUUUUGCCAACCGAUCCAGCAUCAUGAGGCAUUUUGGACCUGAGGACCAACGCCUAUGGAAGGAUGUGACGGAAGAGCUGAUGUCAGACGAAGAGGACAGUCUUAAUGAGCCAGGUGUCUGGGUGGCCCGGCCUCCCCGUUUCCGGGCCCAGCGCCUCACGGAACUCUGCUACCACCUGGAUGCCAACUCUAAGCAUGGCACAAAAGCCAACCGUGUGUAUGGACCUCCCUCAGACCGAUUACCUUCUGCUGAGGCCCAGCUCCUUCCACCAGAACUUUAUAAUCCUAAUUUCCAAGAAGAGGAAGAUGAGGGAGGUGAUGAGAAUGGACCUGUCUCCCCAUCUUUUGACCAACCCCACAAAACCUGUUGUCCUGACUUGAACUCCUUCAUUGAAAUCAAAGUGGAAAAGGAUGAAUGAAAUCUAUAACCAAGAAUAACUCUGGCUUCUGCCACUCCCCAUGUCCCAGAAAUGGAUGGCCACGGGGCUUCCCAGAAUAACAAGAUGUCCUCUGCAGUCUGAGAAAGCAAAUCUGUCUCUCUUCUUAACACAGUCCCCAAUGGAAGUGGAAGCCAGCAGCUGUGCUGGGAUAAAGACUUAUCUAGAAGGGGGAAACCUCCCCCCACUGUGAUUGGCAAGCCAGAAAAUGCUUAUUUCUAAGCAUAAAUAGUGCCUCGAGGAGCCUGAGCUGAAAAAAAGGAGAAGGAUGGGUCUAAGAAACAUGAGGCCUUCUUGACAUCUGCCCCAGUCUCUGAGUUGGUUUUUUUUCUGGUUUCACUCAAAGCUCUGGGGAAGCAGCCCUGGUUGUACCUUCUGCUUCCCCAUGACUGCUGGUCUGGCUCUGCAGUGGAAGCCGCACAGAACCAGUCCAGGAUAAUACUGCCACCUGGUGGGCAGUCUCAGCCAUGGGCUUGAUGCUUCUGAGCAGAACACGGCUGUGUCUCUAUUUGGGAAUUGGGAUACAGAUAUAAUAGCUAUUGUUUAUUGAAUUAUGUAAGGCAGAUUUUAUUAUUCCCAUCUUACACAUGAAGAAAUUAAAGCUUAAAGAGUUCCCAUGU